CGCGUUCUUCACGGUCAUUGAUAGUCGUCUGCGAGCCGCGAGAUCGGUGGGAUACAGUGAAACGUAGGUGUUGCGUCUCGUGUGUUCGUGGGCCGUCCGCCGCCAGGGCCAAAAAUGGCGGAACGGACGAAGGUGACGGCCCCGGCCACCCGGCCCGUCCCUAUGAAGCUGUUCGCCACCUGGGAAGUGGAUCGUACUCCACCGAAUUGCAUCCCCAGGCUGUGUUCCUUGACGUUAACUCGAUUAGUGAUACUCCGACCGCUCGGCUCGGACCUGACGUCCAUUAGCAUCGCGGUCAAGAUGCAGAGCUCCAAGAGAAUCUUGCGCUCCAACGAGAUGGCUAUACCGACCGGCGGCAUACUCGACACGGAGCUUGAAUUGCAAUUUGCACUUCAAUAUCCGCAUUUUCUCAAGAGAGACGGCAACAAACUUCUGAUAUUAUUGCAAAGACGUAAGCGAUACAAGAAUCGCACGAUGCUCGGAUAUAAAACUCUUGCGGAGGGAAUCGUUAAUAUGGCGCAAGUGUUGCAGAAGCAAAUGGAUAUUGAGUUGGAACUCAUAUCAGAUAAAGCAGAAAAAUACGGUGGUCAUUCAGUUCCACUGGCACGCGUAAGCGUUGUCGCCCUAAGUUCCCAACCGGUUGAUCAUGAUAAAAGACUGACGAGUGAUCCUAACGAGAGGCUUUGUCCUGAAUUCAGUGACGAGGAGGAAGAGUUUAGCUCGGAGGGUGAAGCGGAAGGUAGCGAUAGUGAGCCUACAUUGGAGGUGCAUAGGCGGAAGAGUCGCGGGAAGAUUCCAACAAAUGCCAGACAAAGAAAUUUAAAACAAAAGUUUAUAGCUCUGCUAAAGCGCUUUAGGGUAUCUGAGGAGUUGGAACACGAUCAAGAGGAGAUCGGGCAGAAACUUUCAGGUGGCGAUAUGGAGAUAGAAGAAUUGUUUGAUGAAUUAGAAGAUUUAUCAGACAGUGGGCCAGAAUUAGAUACAAUGUCUGUUAGUAGUACACCGAAACCAUCUCUGCGACCUUUUUUCAGUUCUAGUCGAUCUCUUCUCGCGCCACCUCAUUCCGUAGUAACCAACGAGGAUAUUGGAACUAUCUCAGCGACUACUACGUGUCAACAGCCCACGGGUCAGUCGGCUAAAGAGAAACAUCGUAUCGGACACACAACUCCGGAGCGUGGAGUGGACAGACAAAGCGAUGACAGUUCUCGAAGAGCUGAUAGCGAUUCUCAUCCUGAAAAUUGGACAGAUCACGAGGCGAACGAUCCACCAAAUUAUGUAGCAGGUUCCCCGCCAAAAUCAGUGGAACAACCUAACAAAAGUGAAAGCUCCGACAGGAGAAGUAGACUCUUUGCGCGUGAUAGAGGAACUCCAGGUAGUAAUAAAUCUAAGAAACACAGCCUGAGCGUCGAUCUAAAACCGUCGGCUGAAUUAAAUAACACAGAGCCAAGAAAAGCUUUAGUCGAGCAACUAAGUCGAGUGUUACCAGAUGAUAGUUUACCAGAGGCUGUGUCAUUGGUAUCCAUAGCAGAUCCCGGUGGUGCUGUACUAGCUGCAAAACUUCAAGAAAGAAACCAUAAAGUCUUGACCACUGCUUCUCCAGCUGACAUCCGUGCAACCUUUACAUGUUUGGUCACGCGAAUACAAAAAUUUUGCAACAGUUCCGCAAAACCACCAGCACCUAUAAAGGUGAUUAUUGCUGGCGGAGACAAUUUUAUAAAUGCAGUUCUUCGUCAUUAUGUCGACUUGUUGAGCUUUAGACCGCCAGAUUGGCAGAAUUACAUGAAAUUCUUAGUGGUACCGCUCGGUUCAAACACAUUAACGAGAUAUCUCGGUUCUGUUGAUGCAAAGUAUUCAAAAUUGUUUGGAGAUGAAUGGAAAGAGCUUUUAGAAAGAGAAGGUGGAGGAUCGAGUGAAUGCGCAGCACGAGUAUCGGAGUACCUGGCUACAGCUAAUAUGGCUCUAUUACUACCCAUAGCAGAAGCUAUGGUUACGUACAGGGAAACGGAUGACAGUAGUCAAAUCUUUAUUCCUUUUAUAAAUGACGUUCGUGUGGGUUGCCCAGACAGCAAUUCUUCCGCGUCUGUCGAUCUGGAAGAGAGUAACGUUAGUAUGUCCGGUUCUCCGCCUUCCUUACCUCCGCCAAGUUUACCCGUUCCAACUCCCGGAAAGUUGACACCACCCAGUAGUCCUAACGUGGGCCAACCGGGAAGGGAAGGGUGGGAACCGGUAGAACUACAGUUGGAUUACUGGAGUAAACAGACUCAAGGAGAAAAGGGAAAGAGCACAUUACGUCAAGCUUUCAGAGCGUUACACGUGCAAAGACUUCCUUCAUUAGGCGAAGUUCCAGGCCAUCACUUGUCUAUGAAUUUCACAACAAAAGAGAAAAAACAAAAGAUAAUGAGAUUAGGUAAAAAAAAAGAAAAAGAGAAAGAAAAUGAGCCAAAAAGUCAAUCGGUGGACGGUGUAACACGUCUCAUAUGUUCUGCAAAAACUCAUAACAUUCCAUUAAGAGUGAGCAUUGACGGUACCGAAUGGUACGGUGUAAAAUUCUUCCAAUUGUCGGCGCAAUGGCAGACGCACAUUAAGACGUUUCCAAUAGCAUUAUUGGAAUAUAAUCCGCAACAACAAACUUCGACUGCUACGUAAUUUUCUGUUAUUAUAAUGAAAGCUUCUAGCGACUUACGUAUUCUACAUCAUUAUUGAUAAUAACAUUUGACUUGUUUUAAACGCAAACCCUAUAACCACCAAUUUCUUAAAACUGCCCAAUAAAAAUUAAAAUUGAGCAGAUGCUAUGAAUUCUCAAACUCGAAAUAUCUAUUGCAUUCAUUCCAUUAUUAAUGUAGUAAUAAAGAUAAAUGAACAUUCGGGAUUCCUUAUAUCUUAUAAAAAAAUACAGUGCAUAUAUAAGCGUAUGUGUGUUUACAAACAAUUUAUGCAAUACGCAUUAAGCCCAUAACAAACUUCGAAAAA
Monomorium pharaonis (pharaoh ant) is the source of this 2970-nucleotide messenger RNA. It is a transcript of the gene KrT95D, whose product is annotated as phosphofurin acidic cluster sorting protein 2. Gene Ontology annotation, biological process: protein localization to plasma membrane. The transcript is spliced from 12 exons. The coding region runs from base 115 to 2646 and encodes 843 amino acids. Lineage: Eukaryota; Metazoa; Arthropoda; Insecta; Hymenoptera; Formicidae. The record is from RefSeq and is a predicted model, not a curated record.